AUGAAGAAUUUCUGCCAUAAAAGUAAUGUUUUUUGUCUGAUGCUGUUGGCACAAUUGGCACCAUUGAUUUUUCUGUCGGCUUCAGGCAGAACCUACAACAAGUUAAUGUGGAAGACAACUCCCCUCUGCUCCAAAUCAAGCAACAAAAGUUCGACAUUCUUGACGAGUAACAUCCCUCUAGAACUAAUAAGCGAUAGAAAAUUGGUUGAAAGAUGUGGAUUAAGAUGCGAAACAUCAAAGGAAUCAUGCUUUGCAUUUCAAAUCAACGUUACAAAGUCGGCGAGCGGCGAUGCGUAUGAUCUGCUCUGUUAUCAUUUCAGUGGCUUGCCCGACGGCAUGCACAAGGACUCUACUGAAAACUGUUCACUCUAUGUUUCUGAUUACCCUGCCUACAUCAACAUCUCGUCGUGGGCUGGUAGCGACGCAUCUCGAUACUCAACUGAUCCCAAUCCAUUGAACGUGAAAGUGAUGGGUCAUCAAUGUUAUUACAGCACGAACAGGGGGGUCAACAUCUACACACUCAGUCUGAAAAACUCGUUGCUGUAUGAUUUUAGAAAUUUUGAUUUUUACUACUCAAGCACCAAUGCUCUGGCAAUGAAAGAUUAUUUCAUGAGUGUAGAGCUUGGAACGGUGCUGGUCGGCCAAACGUGUGACGAACCAUCCUCAAACAUCGGAUCAGUGUUAAGUUAUUUGAAGAGUGUCAAUCUGGAUGUUUCGAACCUGCAGUACAGAGGCAAGUGGAUGUUCGUGUGGCAGCAAGGUGCUUACGAGAAGGCUCUGUCCUUCGUUGAUAACUCGCUCAGUCCACUUCCUAAACAGUUUAUCGUCUGCAAUACAGGGGAAUGGAAGCAUGCAGUAGAGGAACGUUCACGAGAACAAUGCUUUUUUAAUGGUGAAGAAACAGCUGAGUUGAAAUGGACAGCUCAACCCCUAUUCUCCAACUCUAGCAGGAAAAAUUUGAUUUAUCAUAAAAGCGGCAAAACAGGAGGGCAGCUGGAUAGAAGAGGACACGUGAUGAAAUGUGCCUUCCGCUGCCAAGCAUCGAAUGGAGCAUGUUUCGCAUUCCAAGUGGAUCUGAUGAAGACGGAAGUGUUUUGCUACCAUUUCAGUGAUCUACCUGACUCCAUUUACUACGUGAAUCUUUCCGACGAUUGCUUCUUGUAUUCUGCUGAAAAAGGAAUCAACUUGUUCCAAGUGGACAUACAAAGUUUACAGAUCCUCAAUUUCAGAAAUUUCGAUGUAUUGAAUCAUGGGGUCAUUGUAACAGAACUUCUGAGGCAGUAUCUCCUGAGUCUCGAACCUGGGACAGUGCUGAUUGGUCGGACAUGUGAUGAAGCCCGGACAAACCUCGAAAAAAUAUUUCCUUACUUGCUGAGUGUCAACCUGAAUGCUACCGACCUGGUUUUUAGGGGAAAGUGGAUAUUUGUUUGGCAGCAGGGCGCCUACGAUAACACCCUUUCCUUCAUUUUCAACUUGAACAACCCCUUAUCCAAGCAGUUUGUUUUUGCCAAUUCAGAUUGGUUAAAUGUCUGCAAGAACCAUUUCGAAAUGCCCGAAGGUUAA
This is a messenger RNA of Helobdella robusta, 1563 nucleotides long. RefSeq lists its product as hypothetical. NCBI's taxonomy places the organism in Eukaryota, Metazoa, Annelida, Clitellata, Rhynchobdellida, Glossiphoniidae. Bases 1 to 1563 code for a protein of 520 amino acids. The transcript has 10 exons. The record is from RefSeq and is a predicted model, not a curated record.